Messenger RNA from Penaeus monodon (black tiger shrimp), 2100 nucleotides. RefSeq lists its product as uncharacterized. The transcript is spliced from 2 exons. The coding region runs from base 1 to 2100 and encodes 699 amino acids. The record is from RefSeq and is a predicted model, not a curated record. Lineage: Eukaryota; Metazoa; Arthropoda; Malacostraca; Decapoda; Penaeidae. Gene Ontology annotation, biological process: DNA replication. Gene Ontology annotation, molecular function: nucleotide binding; DNA-directed DNA polymerase activity; DNA binding.
AUGCAAGCUAACACAGAAAUCAAAAUUCUUGCGAAACAAGGUCUUCGAUACCACUCUGUAGAAUUAAACAACCUUAAGUUCCUCGACAGCUUGGCAUUUAUGAACGCAGGUCUAAACUCCCUCGCCAGCACACACAUUGAGAGUAAGCGCCCACUCCGCUACUCCAAACACCUCGUAAGUCAUCUGCCGGACGAAGCUCAGUCAUUGCUUUUAACGGGGAAGGGCAUAUUCCCCUAUGAAUACCUUGACGAUUUGAAAAAGCUCGAAGACACAUGUCUCCCUCCCAUAGAAAACUUUUAUAGUUCUCUCACAGGUGAGACGAUCACAGAAGAGGAAUAUGCUCACGCACACAAAGUCUGGGAUGCAGCAGGGUGCCACACCCUGGGUGAUUACAUGGAGUGCUACUUGAGGGUGGAUGUGGGUUUGCUAGCCGAUGUGGUCACAGCAUGGAGGUCCAUGCUCACUGAAAAGUAUGGUCUUGACAUGGUAAAUUAUGUUAGUCUUCCAGGGUAUGCAUAUGACGCAUUCCUAAAGAUGACAAAAACAAGCCUGGAGCUUAUAUCAGACCCCGAACUAGCGCACAAAAUUCAGCGUUCGGUGAGAGGAGGACUGACAACAUGUGUUCGCCCUUUUACGGUAGCAAAAAACACCCUCGUCAACCCACAUCAUGACCCUCUAAAGGAAAAAAGCAACUUUAUAUUGUAUCUGGACUUUAAUAGUCUAUAUGCCAGUGUAAUGUCCGAGAAACUACCAUUUGGCAACAUACGAAAAUUAUCGCCUCGUGAAAAGGCAGAGUUCACUGCAGCGGGCUUAUCUAAUCACGAUGAAAACGGUGAUAUCGGGCAUUGGAUAGUGGUUGAUAUAAGAGUACCUCCUGAAGUUGCAAGAAAGACAGACGAACUGCCUCUCCUCAUUCACCACAUGAACAUAAGACACCAAGACAUAUCCCCAUAUAACAAUCAUCUCUUAGCAUCGCAGAACAGACGCUUGCCAGUUAAAAAUACAAAACUAGUUGCAUCACAUCUUCCGCAGAAGGAUUACCUCAUUCUUCUGAAACAUCUGCAGCUUCUAAUUGACUUGGGGGUGGAGGUGCAACGAGUGUGUGAUGUAUAUGAAUUCAACCAACGAGAAUUUUUAUCGCCUUUUAUUCACGAGAAUAUUAAGGCGCGUCGCGAAGCCGCAGACAAAGCACAGCAAAUGUGUUUUAAAACUCUCUCAAACAGCGUGUUCGGACGGUGUUUAAUGAACCCAUUAAAACGAUUGGAACGUACCAGCGUCGUGUGUAAACCAUCCUCAUUUCUCAAAAAGAUUCGAAGUCCUCUCUUUAAAAGACUCAUACCCCUUGCCCCCAACCGGGUAAUAACAAUCUCAAGGCUUCCUUCCGUUAAGAUGGAAUACCCGCAGUACGUUGGAUUUACCAUCUUGGAAUUGGCUAAAUUCAAGUUUUAUAACUUUUAUUAUAAAGUCUUAAAAGCUCAUUACGGAGACAGGGUAAAGCUCUGCUACUCCGACACCGAUAGCUAUAUUCUCUCUGUGGAGACAGAUGAUAUUGAAAAAGAACUUUCGAUAUCUCCUUUAAAGGAGUGGAUAGACACUUCUAAUUUUAGCCAUGACCAUCCGCUGUACAAUCCAUCAACCAAGGGUAAGCUUGGGUUAUUAAAAUCUGAGACUGGGGAGAUUCCCAUAAAAGAGGCAAUAUGUCUAAAACCUAAGACUUAUUCCCUUCUUUUAAACAACGAUCAAUCAUCUACGGGUGUAAAGGGAAUUGGCAGGUCUGAGAAGAGAAAACUGAAACACGACAAUUUCCGUCGUAUUCUUUUUGAGAAAGAGGUACACUUUUUUAAGCAGGUGAGUAUUACCAAUGUAAAAGGUCAAAUAACAACCACGGAAACCAACAAGCGUGGUUUAUCGUUAUAUGAUGACAAGCGUUGCGACAACAACAGCAAUGCAACAGGAGACAACACCAUUCAUCUGCAACAACAACGUCAACGACCCCGAUCUGGUAAUCCAAGACCUCGAAAGCACAGAAAAACGCAAACCGGCAACCCCUUCAUCAUCGAGGAAGCGCUGGAAGAUAGUGACGACGAUGACUUUGUGUAA